This is a messenger RNA of Symbiodinium necroappetens, 1698 nucleotides long. Lineage: Eukaryota; Dinophyceae; Suessiales; Symbiodiniaceae. The record is from the annotation of a GenBank genome assembly.
AUGCCUUUUGCCACACUCAGAUGGCUCCAUGGCGAAGAGGAGAUCGCCCGGCACGAGGGAAACUUCGGGCUUGUGAUGCACAACUUCAUGAAGGUGUCUGGAGAAGUAGUUAAAAGACCGACCAGGACGGACGAGCUGAAAAAGGCUGGUUGGAAGGAGCACCAAACAGCAGAGCCCACGCUGCACGAGGGCACCUCCCUGCGCUUGUUUUUCGACGACCUCUGCUGUGAGAUCACCUUCAGCACGGUGUUCGAAGCCGGCGAGUACUUGAGCGAGGCCACAGCUCUGUGGAAGAAGAAGUCCGCCCCCAAAAGCGCACCGAUCAAGGCUCCGGAGGUCCUGCCAAAGCCUGCACCCGAACCUCCCAGGAAGAAGCAAAAGAUCGACGACGAUGGCUUCGAGGUCAUGUCCAACAUGAACACGCUGAGAAUCAGGAACCCCGUCGCUGAGUCCCUGAACUACAAGCGGGCGGUCCUGGAUUCCAAGGUAGUGACGAAGACCUCCGACGAUCGGCCCCUGGCGCGGCCGAGCCAGCCACUGCGGCGCAUGCAGCCACAGAGGAAUGCGGUUCUUCAGAGGAAAGUGUCCAAUCCGCUGCAGGACUCCUCCGUCUACCACGGCUACCGAUCCUCCUUAGCUUUCGGGCUACAGAACUUAGGCAACACGUGCUACCUCAACGCGGUCACCCAGGCCGUAGGCGCAUCUCGCGAGUUCGUCGGAGAGCUAACGUCCAUGGCAACGCGAUGGCCUCAUUGCACAAACGGCCCGCUCUUCAAGUGCAGCGUUGACAUCCUGCAGCGCUUGCAGGCCGCGCAAAAUGCACCGCUGAGCCCUGCCAAGCUUCGAGAGCAGAUCGCCAUCGCCGCGCCAAUGUUCAGAGGUAGCGGCCAGCAAGAUGCCCACGAAUUCUUCUUGGAGUACAUCAACCAGCUUCACGACGAGCUCUUGAGGGGUCACAAGGACUGCCUGGCCCGGACUUCGGCGGAGGAUCAAGAACCUGUGCUUGCCACACAGAACCACUUUGAUGCGGAGCUGCUCAAGCAAUUGACGUGCACGCAGUGUGGGAAGCCUCGUCAGGUGACUGAGCGUUUCCGAGACUUCUCCUUGGACUUCCGCACUGACGUCAACCCGCUCUCCAUCGAGGCUAUGUUUCGCAGCUACUUCGACGCAGAGACCGUCGAGGCGAAAUGCGAGCACUGCGAAGCUACCUCGGCCCUGCUGGAGACGCAGCUUUCGGAGGCCCCGCGGGUCUUGGUGUUGCACCUCAAGCGCUUCGUUCCGAACAUGGAGCAGCAACGCUACGAGAAGCAGCAUCAGUCCGUCCAGAUCCCCUACAUGUUGGAUGUGGAAGACAUCCUUGGCAAGGGCAGCACCACAGGCCCGCUGCCGGAGCUCCGGGCUCCGAGGCUUCAGGGCAUCGGCGUGCAGUUGCCUCUGCUCGGAAUCUCGAGGAGCAUAGGUGGUUUGAUCGCCGAGCCGGCAGAGGGGCCCGUGUACAAGCUCCGUGCCAUCGUCUCACACGAAGGGGCAUCGCCAAGGUCUGGGCACUACGUCUGCUACGCGGAGUCUGCAAAAGGGGAGUGGUUCCUCUUUGAUGACUCCCGCGUCAAGCAGUUUGUUGCCGGUGAGGAGCCAUGGACAACCCUGGGAAGCAAAGCAUACAUGCUGCCGCUUGAGCAGCACCCAGUUCAUGCAUAG